This is a messenger RNA of Zootoca vivipara (common lizard), 6027 nucleotides long. It is a transcript of the gene TRAPPC10, whose product is annotated as trafficking protein particle complex subunit 10. The record is from RefSeq and is a predicted model, not a curated record. Gene Ontology annotation, cellular component: TRAPPII protein complex. Lineage: Eukaryota; Metazoa; Chordata; Lepidosauria; Squamata; Lacertidae. Gene Ontology annotation, biological process: intra-Golgi vesicle-mediated transport; early endosome to Golgi transport. Gene Ontology annotation, molecular function: protein binding.
GGAAGGUGGGGCGGUAGCGGCGGCCGGUUCAUGGCGCGGCGCGGGCGGGGGAGCCGGAGCCGGGGCUGAGCGCCUUUCCGUCCAUGGAACCCGCCCCGGCGGCGGCGGCGGCGGCAGCAGCAGCAGCAGAAGCAGCACCACCAGCAGCAGCAGCCGGCGAAGGCGUGUUGGCGGAGGACGAAGAGGAGGUGGAGGCGCCGCCGGUCAUCUACACCAUGGAGAACAAGCCCAUCGUCACCUGUGCUGGUGAUCAGAAUCUCUUCAGUUCUCUGUAUCCAACACUUUCUCAGCAACUUCCUAGAGAGCCCAUGGAAUGGAGAAGGUCUUAUGGGCGUGCUCCUAAGAUGAUUCAUCUGGAAUCUAAUUUUGUACAAUUUAAAGAAGAGCUACUACCUAAAGAAGGGAACAAAGCUCUUCUGACAUUUCCCUUUCUCCAUAUAUAUUGGACAGAAUGCUGUGACACAGAAGUAUACAAAGCUACAGUAAAGGAUGACAUCACCAAGUGGCAGAAUGUUCUGAAAGUUCACAGCUCUAUGGAUUGGUUAAUUGUAGUGGUAGAGUGUGAUGCCAAGAAAAAAAACAAAACGAACAUACUUCCCCGAACAUCUAUAGUAGAUAAAAUAAGAAAUGACUUCUGUAACAAGCAGAGUGAUAGAUGUGUAGUGCUAUCUGACCCCUUGAAAGACUCUUCCCGCUCUCAGGAGUCCUGGAAUGCCUUCUUGACAAAACUCAGGACCCUGCUUCUCAUGUCUUUUACCAAAAACCUUGGCAAAUUUGAGGAUGACAUGAGAACUUUGAGGGAGAAGAGGACGGAGCCAGGAUGGAGUUUCUGUGAAUAUUUUAUGGUCCAGGAAGAAUUGGCCUUUGUCUUUGAAAUGCUGCAGCAAUUUGAGGAUGCCCUUGUGCAAUAUGAUGAGCUGGAUGCCCUGUUCUCCCAGUAUGUUGUCAACUUUGGAGCUGGUGAUGGGGCAAACUGGCUGACUUUUUUCUGCCAGCCGGUGCGAAGCUGGAAUGGGCUGGUUCUUCGUAAGCCAAUAGAUAUGGAGAAAAGAGAACUGAUUCAGAACCAGGAAGCCACUCUGUUAGACCUGCGCAGUUACCUUUUUUCCCGCCAGUGCACAUUGCUGCUCUUUCUCCAGAGGCCGUGGGAGGUAUCUCAGCGAGCUCUAGAACUUCUCCACAACUGUGUGCAAGAGCUAAAGCUCCUUGAAGUCUCUGUUCCUCCUGGCGCUUUGGACUGUUGGGUCUUCUUGAGCUGCUUGGAGGUUUUGCAGAGAAUUGAAGGUUGCUGUGAUCGGUCUCAGAUUGAUGCCAAUGUCUCCCACACAGUCGGCUUAUGGAGUUAUGCCACUGAAAAGUUGAAGUCCCUGGGUUACCUAUGCGGACUUGUGUCAGAAAAUGGGCCCAACUCAGAAGAUCUUAAUCGAACAGUUGAUCUUCUGGCAGGACUUGGAGCUGAACGCCCUGAAACAGCCAAUACAGCACAAUCUCCUUAUAAGAAACUGAAAGAGGCCUUAUCAUCUGUAGAAGCUUUUGAAAAUCACUACUUAGAUCUUUCCCAUGCCACUAUUGAAAUGUACAAAAACAUUGGAAGAUCUCGCUCAGCAAAGCUUGUUGGAAAGGAUCUGGCAGAAUUUUAUAUGAAAAAGAAGAGUCCUCAAAAGGCUGAAGUCUACCUUCAAGGAGCAUUGAAAACCUACCUUGCGGAGGGAUGGGCAUUGCUUAUUACGCAUACACGGAAGCAGCUAGCAGAAUGCCAGAAACACCUCGGACAAGUGGAAAACUAUCUACAAACAAGUAGUCUUUUAGCUGCUGAUAAUCACUUAACGGAAGAAGAGCGCAAACACUAUUGCCAAGAAAUAUUAAAUUUUGCCAAACAGCCCUCAGAAGGUGAAGAUCAGAAAGUUUUACUGUCCAUGCAUUCCUUUGCACAGCUGAAGAACCUGCAUUUUGACCCUCCUAAUGCAGUGGUCCAUGUGGGUGGAACAUUGUCUAUUGAACUGACGUUGGCAAAUCAGAUGCCCAUCGCGGUGAAAGUGGAUCAGGUUGCUAUUAAUAUCCAUUUCAGCAUUGAAAAAAAUAGCUACCGGAAGACAGCUGAGUGGCUCACAAAACACAAGACUUCAAAUGGUAUUAUCAGCUUUCCAAAUGAGGUUGUAGGUCUCUCUCUAUCAAGAAGUAGCUUGCCGAUGUUGGAGUUGUAUGAGAUGUAUGAAAGGAGCCCCUCGGAUAAUUCCUUGAACACAACAGGCAUCAUCUGCAAAAAUGUGCACAUGCUGUUGCGAAGGCAGGAGAGCAGCUCUUCUCUGGAAAUACCCACGGGGCUAACUCUGGAGGAUGGUGCCCACGUUUUAAAAUGUAGCAACUUAAUACUGGAACCAGGGGUCAAUAACAUAACUUUCAGAACCCAGGGCAAGGAUCCUGGAACAUACACACUCAGGCAGUUAUGCAUUUCAGUGGGCAAAAUGCAGUUUGCCCUUCCUCAUAUUUACCCAAUAGUGCAGUAUGAUGUUUACUCUCAGGAACCACAGCUAAAAGUGGAGCCAUGUACUGACAGCCUUUUGGCUGGGAUUCCUCAGAAGGUAAAAUUUACAGUGACUACUGGCCAUUAUACCAUAAAGAAUGGAGAUGCGCUCCAGCUAAGUAAUGCUGAUGCCAUGCCAAUUUUGUACCAUCCAGAGAGUAAAGCUGUGAUUUACUCAAACACAAAGGAAAAGGCAUCGGAAGUAUCUCUAAUGAUCCAGUCGUCUGAGAAAAUUACAAGCAUCAGCUUACCAGUGGCUCCUGCUUACCACGUGAUUGCCUUUGAACUCGAAGUCUUGUAUUUACCAUCAACCUCAGUAAGUGUGCUGGAGAAUGAGAACCUGGCUAGCAAAGAGCUUCAGAAAAAAAGCAAAGAGGAGAUGUCUUACAAUCAUAUGGCUACAAUUGACCAAAAAGUAACCAUUGAUUGUCCGUGGUCAAUUUACUCCACCAUUAUUGCACUUACAUUCAGUAUACCCUUUACGGCCAAACAUUCCUUGUUAUCAGCAGGCAAAAGGAAAUACAUACAGGUUUGCAUGCAGAACAUGUCAGAUAUCUCUUUUAAGUUAUCUGACAGUAGUCUUAAAAGUUCUGGCAUUUGCACAGAUUUAAGUCUUAAUCCUCUAAACUCCAAAGCUGAACAGCAUAUCUACACUAAACAAGCAGUAUUCUUUGUAUGGGAGCUGAAGUGGACAAAAGAACUUCCCUCAUCUUUGCAAUGCCAGUUUUCAGUGAACUUUUGUUCAGCGCCUUCUGAAGAGCACUCACUUUCUCUGAAGCCGUACACUUACGAAUUCCAGCUGGAAAACGUUUUUACAUUAUAUAAUGUGAAAGCUGAGAUUUCCCCCCCAUUGGGGGCAGAAUAUUGUAAAACAGGCUCGUUGUGCUCACUGGAGGUGUCGAUCACCCGCCUUUCAGACCUCCUGGAUGUGGACAAAGAUGAAGCAUUGACGGAAACUGAUGGUUACUGCACAACAAAGCUAAUGUAUGAAGUUGUAGACAAUAGUAGUAACUGGGCAGUCUGUGGGAAGAGCUCAGGGGUAAUAUCUAUGCCAAUUGCAGUUCGGGCAACCCACAAAGUACACAUGGAAGUCAUGCCACUCUUUGCUGGAUACCUCCCUUUCCCUGAUGUUAGGCUAUUUAAAUACCUCCCGCACUACUCUGCUCACUCUAUGCAGCUCGAUGCAGAUAGUUGGAUCGAAAACGAUAAUCUCUCCGUGGACAAGAAUAUGGAUGAUCAAGCUGACAGCAGCAGCAUAAAGAGCAGAGGCAGCAUACAUUCAGCAGCCAGUGCAGAACACAAAGGUUUACCAAUGCCUCGGCUGCAAUCGUUUUCACCUGGACAGGUCUUCAACUCCAGCUCUGGCAUGCAAAUCCUUGUCAUUCCCAGCAAGGAUGAUCACAUUCUGGAGGUCAAUGUCACAUGACAGCUCUCUGUACAUGUGCAUGGACAUGCACAUGAGACUUGAAAAUGAAUGCACUUUAAGGGAUCAUAACCUGAUUGUUCUUCAUUUGAAACAUUCUAACGCUAACGAGGCCUAUGGCAACUCAACACUUACUGGCCCUGGAAGCAUCAGACAAUUGUAUCAAUUUAAAUGUACAGUGAUGCUUGUGUCAGCUAGUUUAUAUUGCUAUUUUAGGGUGUUUGUGUAAAAUGAAUUUUGGGGUCUCUCUCUCUCUCUCUCUCUCUCUCUCUCUCUCUCUCUCUCUCUCUCUCUCUCUCUCUCUCUCAUCCUGCUGGUGAAAUAAAGGAUACUUACUGCAGUUUUCUCUUUAUUUUCAGCAGCUUCCAGAGCUGCUAUUUUUUCCAGGCGGAGUAAUUAAAUUUCUGUUCAAAGAAAAUUUCAGGUUGACAUACAAUAAGCCUUGCAGUGUAGCUGUUAAUGACUGAAGUGUGUGCCUUUCUGGUCACACAACUGUUUGGUUUCCUGGACCAGGAUAGCUAUCCAAAUUUCUGUAUAGAAAUUCUUAAUCCUACAGCUAUCAACAGGAUUUUAAAUAUGUGUGUAUAUUUUCUUGAGGACUUAACUUCUUCUGUGCCUUGGGAUACAUAUGAAACUUAUUAGCCCACUCACACUCUUGAAUGCAUACCAUAUAGAGAGGCGUUACUUAAGCUCACUGGGGAAACACACAUACACCAGGAAGCAAGUAAUGAAGUGGCACAUAAGUGGUUAAGUUGGAAGUAAAGUUUCACUGAACAAGCUUUCCCCCAAGUUUGAUAUUUAAAUUAUUUAAGGUUACUAUAUUGAGUCUCACUAUAUAGCUUUCAUUCAAUAUUUCACUUGAUAUUUUUAAAACCAAAGUUUAUUUGUUUCUCCUGUCCCAACUACUGUUAACUUAUUAUUGACUACAGAGCCAUAUAACUAUAUAUAUAUUUGCACCUUAUUCUAAAGUAAUCUGAGAAGAAGCAAAUAAAGCCAAGGGUUACUUGACUGCUUUUCCAGUAUGGUUAUUAAGUUCCUACUAUUGAACCUCUUCUGGUCCAGCAAACUGCAGUUACACCAUUCCAACUGAUUACUUUCAGUUGUAAAUUUAUUGUACAAAUGGUUAUUUAAAAAAAAUCUAAACUAAACUGAUAUAAUGUCUGUGUAUAAUUUGCUCCCAGAAUCAAGGACGAAAUAAAUGUCUUUUUAUUGGUGUGAAAAUCAAAGCUUGUAAAUAAGUCUAGUGCAUAUAACUUUUUCCAGCUCUCAAACUGUAUUUUUGUACAUACCACAUUUCCGUAAAACUUGUGGCUACAAUCCUAGCUGAUGUUACACAAUAAUUCUCUUCUUGCAACAUAUGCAGCCUCUUGGGGAACAGCCUUUGUUGUAUGAACAAGCGUUGUAGGAACACUGAGAAUUCUUGGUUCUUUCCAUAGCUUUUUAAUAUCUUUGAGGCAGGAGGCAGUAGCAAACCAAAUUUGAAUUCUGAAAAAGUCUGGUGUGUAUUUUCCAACACUGCGUGUAUCUGUUAAUUCUUGAUUUACUUUUCUCAUGUCUUAAGAGCAAAUGAGGUUUUAUUUUUAGAGGGAGCAAAAAACAAGCACCAUGAAUUUGCCAGUACAGUGGUGCCUCGCUAGACGAAUUUAAUUCAUUCCACGGGUCUUUUCUUAUAACGAAAAAUUCAUCUAGCGAAUCCCAUAGGAAUGCAUUUUAAUUUUUUUUGAAUUUUUUUGCCCAUAGGAACGCAUUAAUUGAAUUUCAAUGCAUUCCUAUAGGAAACCGUGAUUCGUUUUUCAUAAAACGAAUUCGUCUAGUGAGGCAACCUCCACUCGAAAAAUCCUUUCGUUAAGCGGAAAUUUAGUUAAGCAGGGCAUUCGUUAAGCGAGGCACCACUGUAUUUGGUUUUGAAAGUUAAAGUAAGUUGAGUUUUCUUUUUGGAAUUAGAAACAUACACUUGUAUUUGGACACUUCUUUUCUUGGAGUUAUAAUAGGAGGUUGGCUGACUGUCUCUUUGUGUUUAAUUUACUUUAAUUAAGUUAGGGAAAAAUGUCUGCAACCCCUUAAACGUUUUUCAACAAAA